CAGCCUUUUCACAAAACUGCGCAUCUCAAAAUCAGCAUUAUCAUAUGAUCACUCAAAAGUCGUAAUUAUGAUAUGACCAAUGCGUAUACUGAAGGAUUUCUCAAUAGCUAAAUGAUUGGCCACAAAAACUUGGCUUCUCCCGUAGUGGCCAAGGAACCAGGCCGAGCGGACCCUGUAGGCUGAUACCGUGAUUGCGCAUUGGGGUCAACGCGACUGCUUAAGAAACGUGCCGAUUACAAAGUACUGCUCAGAUCUUGGCCGUGAUUUUUGAAUCCUAAGUUACACAUGGAGAGAUCCUGGUUGCAUGUGGACCUAAUCACAACAUGUGCUGACAAACUACUAGAAUCCAAGUCGGUAAAGGAACUGUUGAUCCAGGGAGGCUUCGGUGCACUUCGGACUUCUUUCAUCGUUGCAAUGCUCCUCUCUAUGCUGGCCCUUGCUGGGCUCUCCAUGGGCUCUGUGCAGUAUUGCCACAAUAAAAGUCCCCAAGCUCCUGUCUACUUCUGCACCGCUGUUAGUAGCUGGGUCAACCCAUCAACAUCCUCUGUUGAAUGGUGGGUUACUUUUGGUGUUCAAAGACUUGGACCAGAGGGUUGGUACGCCAUAGGGCUUGGAAGCGGAAUGUACGGGGCCUUGAUGUUCAUCGUAUACGUAAAGUAACCGUCAACUGAUGGUGCUUAUCUCCCCACAUGUCAAUUAUACCCACCAACUGACUUCAUACGCAGACAUUGUUCUGAGUGUUAGGCGUGAAAU
This is a messenger RNA of Truncatella angustata, 753 nucleotides long. RefSeq lists its product as uncharacterized. The transcript has 3 exons. NCBI's taxonomy places the organism in Eukaryota, Fungi, Ascomycota, Sordariomycetes, Amphisphaeriales, Sporocadaceae. The record is from RefSeq and is a predicted model, not a curated record. The annotation marks the transcript as partial.